AUGCAGCCAGCCACGAUGGACCCAGCAGACGAGCCCGCCUCGAUGUUGUGGGGACUGGACCCGAUCUUCUCUGCCUUCGCCAGGCUGUAUGUCAGGGACAUCCUGGAGAUGGCCGAGUCCACACAGGUGCCAGGUAUUUACUUCUACAACCUGCAUCCCAUCUAUAAAGUCGAUGUGCUUGGGACAGUAGUUUACAAGAGAGAAAGAGACGACUUCUUCUGUUAUGGAGUGGAUGACGGCACUGGUGUAAUAAACUGCCUCUGCUGGAAGAACGACCUGUUGAAAGAGGAGGAGGGUCCUACCAAAUCAGGAGGAAAAUGCAGUGAAGGGGGCUUCAACCCCGUCGCUGAACUGGAGAAGCUGAGACAGGCCCAGCAGGGCCGCUUCCGUCUGGAGAUCGGAGAGCUGCUCCGAGUCAGAGGACCAGUGAAGACGUCGAGGCAACAGAGAGAAAUCAUGGCCUCCACCUUCUAUAAAGUGAACGACCCAGUGAUGGCGGUCCAGAUAGAGUGGAUGAUGGAGGUUCCUCGGCUCUACAGACUGUGCUAUGACAAACCGCUAGAGCUGCGGCCGAACGCCACGGGUGACUCGGCCCUCAGCUCGCUCAGCAAGGCAACGAACAUCAUCAAGGAUUUCUUCCAGCAGAAGUCGGUGACCCGGUUCAGACCGUAUGACGUCCAGGACCUCCUGCAGCCUCUGAUGUCCAGCCAGCCACCAACAGCAUCAGCAGACUCGGCGCCCGCGGCGGGUCCCUCUGCAUGUCAGCAGCUACGCCAGCUUCUGAAGGAGGCCCUGCAACUUCUACAGGACGAGGGAGUUGUGUACCGCAAAGUCAAAUCCCAGGAUGAAGUCUAUCACGUGACGGCACAUGACACAGAUCUCCUCAUCGCCGUCAAAGACGUCAUCAGGGAGGACUCUCAGAAAGAGAAGUAUGCUGAGAAGGGUUGCCACAUCCUGCACAUCCUGUCUGCAGUCAGGCAGCGCCACAGCCUCAACGUGAGCAAAGCCACGCUGGAGCUCGUCCUCAACUCCCUGGAGAGCAACAGCGACAUCGUCAGCACCAGCGACAGCCAUUACACCGUGUUCUGACCUGAGUGUGGCGGCGGGAACCUUCGGUGUCACUGCAGACACGGCGUGCACUGUGGUUUAUUGCUCCAGAAUGUGAUCGUCCAAUAUGUUUUGAAGUGAAUCAUUCCGUUUGUUCGUCAUGACCACUGGGAAGUGGGGCUCUUGCCAACUUGAAAUGACUUCUGCAUAAUGAUCGACAUUCAGGAAGCUUUCAGGACCACGUGGACUUCACUGUUGUAAACAUUUACGAUAAAAGACCUGUUGAGGGAUAGGAGAUGAAUAACAGGCCAGGGCCAUGCUUGGCUUGAUUAACUCGCUAAAGGGGUUUAGGGGGAAAAAUGUAAGACCUCUUUUUUUAACCCAUUCAUUUGCAAGCCAGUAUGUUUUCUUGUUCUUUUUUUACUGUUUCAUGCAGAGAGAUAAUAUUAAAAAUAAUAUUCAUGCAAGAAAAUGUGAUGCUGCAAUCCAAACAUACCAUCGAUGUAUCACAUUAAACCACACUCUCAACCAAUAAAAUGUGUGUGAGUUAGAGACCA
Molecule: messenger RNA, 1604 nt
Organism: Pseudoliparis swirei
Lineage: Eukaryota; Metazoa; Chordata; Actinopteri; Perciformes; Liparidae
Gene: stn1
Product: STN1 subunit of CST complex
Exons: 9
Coding region: 1-1089 (362 amino acids)
Biological process (GO): DNA replication; nucleotide-excision repair; double-strand break repair via homologous recombination
Cellular component (GO): chromosome, telomeric region; DNA replication factor A complex; CST complex
Molecular function (GO): single-stranded telomeric DNA binding
Source: RefSeq, a predicted model, not a curated record